CCGCCUUUUGUAAUUUUUUUAAUGGGGUCCCUUUGCCUGGUUUGUGCUGACCUAAUUAAAAAGCUGUUGUGAGCAAUGCCUUGUGAUGGUCUAAUCCCAGCCCAGGGACUCUACAAAGCUUUUGGCGGGUUCCUCCUCCUUCCAUUCUGGCCCUGGUUGGUCCAACGCCGGCUGCCUCUGCCCAGUCUUUUCACGGCGCUGACAGUCCUCAGGGUUGCGCAUUGACUUGCCUAGGACCAUUCAUCUUCUCCGUGUUUUAAGGAGGAAAAGGCGAUAACUAUGACUUCCGUGACUGGCACAUUUAGGAUUGUUUCGGAAGAGGAGCAGGCUUUGCGUGCCAAACUCGAGCGCCUGACCACCAAGGACCAUGGACCCGUCUUUGGGAAAUGUGAUAAGAUUCCUGACCACACCAUACAAAAGGCUAAGGAUGAACUCAACGAGACCCCAGAGAAGCGUGAGUUGGCCAUCAAAGAACUGCAGGAUCUUAUACAAGAGAAAGCCAAAGGAGGUGAAGACAUCUGCAAAGCCGUGGCCGAAAAAGUGAAGGGGAAGGACAGUGCCUUCUUUCUGCGUUUCAUCCGUGCCCGCAAGUUUGAUCUCAACAGGGCUUAUGAUCUGGUGAAAGGCUACGUCAACUUCCGCCAGCAAUACCCAGAGCUGUUUGAAAACCUGACUCCUGAGGCUGUGCGCAGCACCAUUGAGGCGGGUUACCCUGGCAUUCUGAGCAACCGGGACAAGUAUGGGCGGGUAGUGCUGCUGUUCAACAUCGAGAACUGGGAUUAUGAGGAGAUCACCUUUGAUGAGAUUCUUCGUGCCUAUUGCGUGAUCUUGGAAAGGCUGCUGGAGAAUGAGGAGACUCAAAUUAAUGGCUUCUGCAUCGUGGAAAACUUCAGAGGCUUCACCAUGCAGCAGGCCUCUGGCAUCAAACCAUCAGAACUGAAGAAAAUGGUGGACAUGCUGCAGGAUUCCUUUCCAGCUCGGUUCAAGGCUGUCUACUUCAUCCAUCAACCCUGGUACUUCACCACAACCUACAACGUGGUCAAGCCUUUCCUGAAGAACAAACUGCUGGAAAGGGUAUAUGUGCACGGUGAUGAACUCGAGUCCUUUUACCAUGAGAUUGACGCAGAUAUCCUGCCAGCAGAUUUUGGAGGUAACUUGCCCAAAUAUGACGGAAAAGCUACCGCUGAGCUGCUUUUUGGACCCAGAGUUGAUGCCGAAGACACCGCUCUCUAAGUCAACAAACAACGUCAUUUUAAAAACCCAGCAGCACCUUUGCCUAGAAGAUAGAAUGAGUGAUGGUCAACUAUCCCAACCAUCUUUUAAAAUACGUAGCAUCCUUGAUCAUAAACGUCGGGCAUGGGUCUCGAAAUGCCUGUUAACGCUUUCCGAGUUAUAGACGGUGGAACGUAGACAAACCUUGGUGACUCCAACUCUAUCUUUUGAUCUCAUCCUCCCCCCUUGCCCUCCCCUUCCAAUACGGAUGCACGCAAGAGGAAAACGAGGAAGUAGAAGAGGAGGAGAACAAUGUUGCUGGGUGGCCAUCGGAAGUGGCAGGAUUGGUCCAUCAUGAAGCAAGCACUCAAUCGGUGCAAUAACUGGGAAGUGCCUUCAGAGAUUUACGGGUUUGCACAGUAGGGCAGUAGUGGAGUGCACACACACCCACCAACACACACACAUAUAUAUACAUAUAUGUAUCAGGGCCUCACCAGUGACGUUGGGCUGGUUGCCUAAGGAAGAAGGAAAACGACCACUGGUAUUCUCAGCUCCUAUCAUUCCAGAAGCUUUCGAUCCACUAUAAAAACGAUUUCCAAUAUAAAUACUGUGAAAUAAAACAUCCGUUCCAGAACAAAA
Anolis sagrei ordinatus is the source of this 1851-nucleotide messenger RNA. RefSeq names its product retinaldehyde binding protein 1 (gene RLBP1). Gene Ontology annotation, molecular function: phosphatidylinositol bisphosphate binding. Gene Ontology annotation, cellular component: membrane. Lineage: Eukaryota; Metazoa; Chordata; Lepidosauria; Squamata; Anolidae. The record is from RefSeq and is a predicted model, not a curated record.